Mus caroli (Ryukyu mouse) is the source of this 2410-nucleotide messenger RNA. It is a transcript of the gene Slc25a44, whose product is annotated as solute carrier family 25 member 44. Gene Ontology annotation, cellular component: mitochondrion. Gene Ontology annotation, molecular function: branched-chain amino acid transmembrane transporter activity. The record is from RefSeq and is a predicted model, not a curated record. Gene Ontology annotation, biological process: branched-chain amino acid transport; branched-chain amino acid catabolic process; transmembrane transport. NCBI's taxonomy places the organism in Eukaryota, Metazoa, Chordata, Mammalia, Rodentia, Muridae.
CCGGGAUCCCAGUGGAUAUGGAAGAAGAUGCGAACCGAGUCUGGCUGUCGCUGGGACUGGAGGGUAGCGCGGGGGCUGCGGUCUAGGAGUCCCAGUCUCAGACGCGGCUAAAGCGCUGGGGUCUGAGAAGGAAAGCGACCACGGUGCUUGGGUGCCUUGAAGGAUCAGAGAUACCUAAGGUUCAACCUGUCGAGGAGGCAGUGGAUAUCUGUCUGUUCUGCGGGGCUGCAUCGCCAUGGGAAGCCUCUCUGCAGUUUUGGCAACGACAGGCAAGUCCCCCGAGGCAUCUCGUCCUGGCCGAGGAGCAUGAGAGACUGACAGCUAGAGAAGCCUGACGAGGGGUAUGCCCGGGGACCCUGAAUUGGCCGUGCAAGAGCCUGACAGAAGGUCUCCGGGCACAAUGGAAGACAAACGGAACAUUCAGAUCAUCGAGUGGGAGCACCUGGACAAGAAGAAGUUCUAUGUGUUUGGUGUUGCUAUGACAAUGAUGAUCAGGGUCAGCGUGUACCCGUUCACCCUCAUCCGCACCCGCCUGCAGGUCCAGAAGGGCAAGAGCCUCUACCACGGGACCUUCGAUGCCUUUGUCAAGAUCCUGCGAGCAGAUGGAGUGGCGGGCCUCUACCGGGGGUUCCUGGUCAACACCUUCACGCUCAUCUCCGGCCAGUGCUAUGUCACCACUUACGAGCUCACCCGGAAGUUUGUGGCUGACUACAGCCAGAGUAACACAGUCAAAUCACUGGUAGCCGGGGGCUCAGCCUCCCUCGUGGCCCAGAGCAUCACGGUGCCGAUCGAUGUUGUCUCCCAGCAUCUGAUGAUGCAGCGGAAGGGUGAGAAAAUGGGUCGCUUCCAAGUACGCGGAAACCUAGAGGGACAAGGGGUGAUUGCCUUUGGCCAGACUAAGGACAUUAUCAGGCAGAUUCUCCGGGCUGACGGCCUCCGAGGCUUCUACAGGGGCUACGUGGCCUCGCUGCUAACGUACAUCCCAAACAGUGCUGUCUGGUGGCCCUUCUACCACUUUUAUGCAGAGCAGCUGUCGCGCCUGUGCCCUCAGGAGUGCCCUCACAUUGUCUUUCAAGCCAUCUCUGGGCCCCUGGCUGCAGCCACUGCCUCCAUCCUCACCAAUCCCAUGGAUGUCAUCAGAACCCGUGUGCAGGUUGAAGGCAAGAGCUCCAUCGUCCUGACCUUCAGGCAGCUGAUGGCAGAGGAGGGGCCUUGGGGCCUCAUGAAGGGCCUCUCGGCGAGAAUCAUCUCGGCUACACCCUCCACCAUCGUCAUCGUGGUGGGCUACGAGAGCCUCAAGAAGCUCAGCCUGCGACCUGAGCUGGUGGACUCGAGACACUGGUAGAGAGCGGUGGAUGGAGAGGCUGUGGUUUCACACAUUACUCUGGGCCAGGGCAGAGCAGAGAGGAUAACUGCUCCUGUGAACGCCACCACCACACACCCAUCCUGCUCCAGGUUGUCUGUCAGGGAUCAGAGAGGAGACUUUGGACUGCUCCUUCUGCAGAGGUUCUGUGCCUGGCUUCCCUCAUCCCCAUCAUUUGACUUCUCCUGCAGACCUGGGCCCCUCACUCGGUCCUUAUACUCAGUCAUGGCCACAGGACCCCGUUAGCCCCUCACUGGCGCCCCUCUCUGACCUUCCCUCAGGCCUGGAGAAGAGCUGCUCCUCGUUUGCUUGUCCCCUGCUUCUUCUCGAGCCUCAGGCCAAGGCUCUGAGUAGCUGCCUGGGGUCUAUUUAUUUUUUUAUGCCUGCUUAUUUUAAAUUUGGGACCUGAGUUGUUCACUGCUUUGUCCUGCCUUUGGGGGACAAAUCGGAGCAGCGCACACUCUGCAGGGCGUUCGUCUUCUUGGGGAGUUACUAGGAGGGAGAAACGCUGAGGCUUCCUAUGUGUAGCUGAACAUCUGUGAAUGAGCCAACUAAUCCUGAUAGCUCAGUCUGCUGUCAGACCCCACUCCUUGGAAAAGUGGAAAACUGUGACACAGAUCCUAAUUUUUUAUCCCCCUUCCCUGUCCCUCAGGCCCGGGAACCUACAGACCACAUGAGCUGCUGGCCUUCAUUGGCCCAGGUGACUACAGUAGAGGGGCACAGUUGUAAGUGGGUCAGACUUACUAGAGAACACUGUCCUUGGAACUUUGCCCUGAAGCCAGGUUGAGAGAGAGCCACUGGCUUGGAUGUGCGUUCCUCACUCUUAUCUCCUCAGGCCAGCUGAGCCGAGCCCUGGAGGCACCACGGAGGUUCUGAGCCCGAGGCAGCAGUGCCACAGGCACACCCGCCACCCAGAUGAAUCGCAACAGGUGUCUCACAGUGGGACUCUGGAAUAUGAACUAUCCUUGUUUUUCUUGUCCUUGGUUGUGAAGUGUCAUCCCAGUCAUGGUACCCUGUGCUGGCAACAGAAAAAAAAAAAAAAAAAAA